UAGCCCUUUGUUUUUUUUUGGCAUGCUUAUGCAUUUGCUUUUCUUUUUUAAAACCCCCCUUAUUAUAGAUGUGUAUAGAUUUGGUUGAAGUCACAGAUGCCAUAUUCUUCAUCUUUAUAAUGCAAGUUUUCUUUCCAGGUAGAAGGACAAGAAAAUAAUGAGCCAAUGCCAUAGAAACGCAAAGGGUUAAAGGUUUUUCUUUUACUUUUGUUUUGGGUAUGCUUUCUAUACUUUGAACAAAUGUGUUUUUCUGCUCCAAAUACUUUCAUAUUAUUGAAAGUUUUCGUUCCAAAUCCUAGAUUUUAGGAUUGUUACUUUUGAGAAACUGUUUCUCACGUUAGAGCUCCCCCAUAUUGCUCUAAAUAUAGUUUAGUAAAUGCACCUACUUUGCUUUAAGCAUACUUAAAGUUAAAAGUAUAUAUACAAAGACUUUGAUAUUUUUAAUAGUUGGAGUCUGUUUUGCUAAUUUUAGUGUGCAGGUCAGCACAAGGGGCAUAGUGAGCCUGAUGGAAGCUUUCCUCAGGUGAGUGAGUUUCAAAAUCAAAAUUAGGUGCCUGUUUCUUAAAAUGAGAUUCUGCUGCAGGUUUAUAAAUUAGAUUUUCAGCCUGCAUGAAUUAGUAGGGAUAUUCUUUUUUUACUUGCAUAAUUGUAAUUGAUUUAAACAUGUAUGUCAGAAUUCACAGGCCCAUACUAACUGUCCUUAAUUUCUUUCCUACAGCAGUACUGCUAUAUGCCAGUCCUGUCUGCAUUCUUAAGGGUGCAGUUCAACACAUCCUCUCUAGAUUAUGGUGAAAAAGUAUUCCAAAGGAAGUCUUAUCAGAGCUAGUGUCAGAAAGAAUGACACUACCAAUUGGGCAUGAACUUCAGCAUAGGAAAUGUCUUAGAACUUUAUUAUAUUUUCCUAAAUUGUGAUGCUAUACUACUGUAUAGCUAAUUGUCACAUUUCUAAAACAUAGUGUGCCUCUGUGAAUCUGUUUAUAUACAAUUUGGGCUUCUUUAAGAUAUUUUGAAGUUUGAAAAGCAAAUAUUGAAACUUGAACCAAGAGACUAACAACAUCUCUUUGUACAACCACUUUUCUUCUGUGUGCAUCAUAAUAAUGGAUAGAAGUAAUAUAUUCAAGUAAUAUGUUUUCAGUUGUAAUUUAUACUUUCUAAGAAAACAAAAAAUAUGUUUCUGGGUCAACAAACUUAAAAAAAACAUGAAGCCCUUUUUAGUAACAUGACGUCAGAAUAAAAUUAUAGGUAUAUUUUUAAAAACCAGAUUUUCUAAACUAUAACUGUUUUAGAACAUUGAAAGAAGUUAUGUAUGAAGAACUUACCUAGCCAUAGUUAUUUGUAGUCAGGAUUUUAACAGCUUGCAACAGGUAAUGUUUUGAAUAUAAAUAUCUUUCCAAAGUGUUACUAAUGGUAAAGAGAUAAUUUUCUAGGCUUCUAUUCUGCUGCUUGAAGUCAGAACUGCUGAUGGAGACAAAGGCAAGAAAGUGAGGGAAGACCCCUGAUCCUAAAAUGAAUGCUAGGACUUACAUGGAUGUAAUGCGAGAACAGCAUUUGACUAAAGAGGAGAGAGAAAUUAGGCAACAACUAGCAGAAAAAGCUAAAGCUGGAGAAUUAAAAGUCGUCAAUGGCGCAGCAUCGUCCCAGCCUCCCUCAAAACGAAAACGGCGUUGGGAUCAAACAGCUGAUCAGACUCCUGGUGCCACUCCCAAGAAACUGUCAAGCUGGGAUCAAGCAGAGACCCCUGGACAUACCCCUUCUUUAAGAUGGGAUGAGACACCAGGUCGUGCAAAGGGAAGUGAGACUCCUGGAGCAACCCCAGGCUCAAAGAUAUGGGAUCCUACACCUAGUCACACACCAGCGGGAGCUGCUACUCCUGGGCGAGGCGAUACCCCAGGCCACGCAACGCCAGGUCAUGGAGGCGCAACCUCUAGUGCUCGUAAAAACAGAUGGGACGAGACCCCCAAAACUGAAAGAGAUACUCCUGGGCAUGGAAGUGGAUGGGCUGAGACUCCUCGAACAGAUCGAGGUGGAGAUUCAAUUGGUGAAACGCCUACUCCUGGAGCCAGUAAAAGAAAGUCGCGAUGGGAUGAAACACCAGCUAGUCAGAUGGGUGGAAGCACUCCUGUUCUGACGCCUGGAAAAACACCAAUUGGCACACCAGCCAUGAACAUGGCUACCCCUACUCCAGGUCACAUAAUGAGUAUGACUCCUGAACAGCUUCAGGCUUGGCGGUGGGAGAGAGAAAUUGACGAAAGAAAUCGACCACUUUCUGAUGAAGAAUUAGAUGCUAUGUUCCCAGAAGGAUAUAAGGUACUUCCUCCUCCAGCUGGUUAUGUUCCUAUUCGAACUCCAGCUCGAAAGCUUACUGCGACUCCAACCCCCUUGGGUGGCAUGACUGGCUUCCAUAUGCAGACUGAAGAUAGGACUAUGAAGAGUGUUAAUGACCAGCCAUCAGGGAACCUUCCGUUUUUAAAACCUGAUGAUAUUCAGUACUUUGAUAAACUUUUGGUGGAUGUGGAUGAAUCCACACUGAGCCCUGAAGAGCAGAAGGAGAGGAAGAUCAUGAAGCUGCUUUUGAAAAUUAAGAAUGGAACGCCCCCAAUGAGAAAGGCUGCAUUGCGUCAGAUUACCGAUAAAGCUCGUGAGUUUGGAGCUGGUCCUUUGUUUAAUCAGAUUCUUCCUCUCCUGAUGUCUCCUACACUUGAGGAUCAAGAGCGUCAUUUACUUGUCAAAGUUAUUGAUAGAAUAUUAUACAAACUUGAUGACUUAGUUCGACCAUAUGUGCACAAGAUCCUUGUGGUCAUUGAACCAUUACUGAUUGAUGAAGAUUACUAUGCUAGAGUGGAAGGCCGAGAGAUUAUUUCUAAUUUGGCAAAGGCUGCUGGUCUGGCUACUAUGAUCUCUACUAUGAGACCUGAUAUAGAUAACAUGGAUGAGUAUGUCCGUAACACAACAGCUAGAGCUUUUGCUGUUGUAGCCUCUGCCCUUGGCAUUCCGUCAUUAUUGCCCUUCUUAAAAGCUGUGUGCAAAAGCAAGAAGUCCUGGCAAGCGAGACAUACUGGUAUUAAGAUUGUACAGCAGAUAGCUAUUCUUAUGGGCUGUGCCAUCUUGCCACAUCUGAGAAGUUUAGUUGAAAUCAUUGAACAUGGUCUUGUGGAUGAGCAGCAGAAAGUUCGGACCAUUAGUGCUUUGGCCAUUGCUGCCUUGGCUGAAGCAGCAACUCCUUACGGUAUUGAAUCUUUUGAUUCUGUGUUAAAGCCUCUAUGGAAGGGUAUUCGCCAACACAGAGGAAAGGGUCUGGCCGCCUUCUUAAAGGCUAUUGGGUAUCUUAUUCCUCUCAUGGAUGCAGAAUAUGCCAACUACUAUACUAGAGAAGUGAUGUUAAUCCUUAUUCGAGAAUUCCAAUCUCCUGAUGAAGAAAUGAAGAAAAUUGUGCUGAAGGUGGUAAAGCAGUGUUGUGGAACAGAUGGUGUAGAAGCAAACUACAUUAAAACAGAGAUUCUUCCUCCCUUUUUUAAACACUUCUGGCAACACCGAAUGGCUUUGGAUAGAAGAAAUUACCGACAGUUAGUUGAUACUACUGUGGAGUUGGCAAACAAAGUAGGUGCAGCAGAAAUUAUAUCCAGGAUUGUGGAUGAUCUGAAAGACGAAGCUGAACAGUACAGAAAAAUGGUGAUGGAAACAAUUGAGAAAACUAUGGGCAACUUGGGAGCAGCAGAUAUUGAUCAUAAACUUGAAGAACAGCUGAUUGAUGGUAUUCUUUAUGCUUUCCAAGAACAGACUACAGAGGACUCAGUAAUGUUAAACGGGUUUGGCACAGUGGUCAAUGCACUUGGCAAGCGGGUCAAACCUUACUUGCCUCAGAUAUGUGGUACAGUUUUGUGGCGUUUGAAUAACAAAUCAGCAAAAGUUAGGCAACAGGCAGCUGACUUGAUCUCUCGAACUGCUGUUGUCAUGAAGACUUGUCAAGAGGAAAAAUUGAUGGGGCACUUGGGUGUUGUUUUGUAUGAAUAUUUGGGUGAAGAGUACCCUGAAGUAUUGGGCAGCAUUCUUGGAGCACUGAAGGCCAUUGUAAAUGUAAUAGGUAUGCAUAAGAUGACCCCACCAAUUAAAGAUCUGCUGCCUAGACUCACCCCCAUCUUAAAGAACAGGCAUGAAAAAGUACAAGAGAAUUGUAUUGAUCUUGUUGGACGUAUUGCUGACAGGGGAGCUGAAUAUGUGUCAGCAAGGGAGUGGAUGAGGAUUUGCUUUGAGCUUUUGGAACUCUUAAAAGCUCACAAGAAAGCUAUUCGUAGAGCCACAGUCAACACAUUUGGUUAUAUUGCAAAGGCUAUUGGCCCUCAUGAUGUAUUGGCUACACUUCUAAACAACCUCAAAGUUCAGGAAAGGCAGAACAGAGUUUGUACCACUGUAGCAAUAGCUAUUGUUGCCGAAACGUGUUCACCUUUCACAGUACUACCUGCCUUAAUGAAUGAAUACAGAGUUCCUGAACUGAAUGUUCAAAAUGGAGUGUUAAAAUCACUUUCCUUCUUGUUUGAGUAUAUUGGUGAAAUGGGAAAGGACUACAUUUAUGCUGUAACACCAUUACUUGAAGAUGCUUUAAUGGAUAGGGACCUUGUACACAGACAGACGGCUAGUGCGGUGGUGCAACACAUGUCACUUGGGGUUUAUGGAUUUGGUUGUGAAGAUUCGCUGAAUCACUUGUUGAACUAUGUAUGGCCCAAUGUGUUUGAGACAUCUCCCCAUGUAAUUCAGGCGGUUAUGGGAGCCCUGGAGGGCUUGAGAGUUGCUAUUGGACCAUGUAGAAUGUUGCAGUAUUGUUUACAGGGUUUGUUUCACCCAGCCCGGAAAGUCAGAGAUGUGUAUUGGAAAAUUUACAACUCCAUCUACAUUGGUUCACAGGAUGCUCUCAUAGCACAUUACCCAAGAAUCUACAAUGAUGAUAAGAACACCUAUAUUCGUUAUGAACUUGACUAUAUCUUAUAAUUUUAUUGUUUAUUUUUGUGUUUAAUGCACAGCUAUUUCACACCUUAAACUUGCUUCGAUUUGGUGAUGUAAACUUUUAAACACUGCAGAUCAGCAUAGAACUGGUCGUAGAAGAAAAGCUAGAAAUCCAGUAGCAUGAUUUUUAAAUAACCCGUCUUUGUUUUUGAUGUUAAACAGUAAACGCCAGUAGUGACCAAGAACACAGUGAUUACACACAACUAUACUGGAGGGAUUUCAUUUUUAAUUCAUCUUUAUGAAGAUUUAGAAUUCAUUCCUUAUGUUUAAAAGGGAAUGUUUAAUUGAGAAAUAAACAUUUGUGUACAAAAUGCUAACUUGUGUGUGUUUUUUGAACAUGACUUGUACAAUGCGGAACUUUGAUCAAGUGUUGGUUUGUGUAGAACAAGUGGCUAAAUUUCAUUUUCUGUCACCUGGUUUAUAGAAAGUAGUUAGCAGAAUAUAAACUAUAAAGUAAUGGCGUCUUUGUCAAAAAUGUUAUUGUUCUGUUGAUAAUGACAGCAAGAAGCUUUGGGGGGUGUUCAUCUCAAACUAGCACAACCGUUCCAUCUCCACAGAAAAUAUAGCACCUUUGCUGAACUGUAUUGAAUAUUAUUAUUUUGCACUUACAUAGCGCCUUUCAUCUCUCAGUGACUCAAAAUGCUUUAUGAACGUGUUUAAGGAAAGUGAUUCAAAUCAUGUCCAACUCUUGAUGAGUCUGUUUAGAGUGAGGAAGGUACUUUUGUUUGGAAACUACUUUCUAUCCAUUGGGAGUGAAGCUACCUAACUAAUGCUAAUAAGACAAUCUUUGGGCUCUUUUUCCAUGUCAAGCUACUACUCGUGCGUGCUUCAGCAGCACAUAUACUAAAAUAGACUACUACUCAACAAUGAAUCCAGUAAAUACCUGUUGAGCACCUGCUGUAUACCAGCCGCUGUGCUUAGUGUAGGGGAUGGCAAAGGUGCCUUUGACCUGCCUCUUGCCCGUAAGAAAUGCAGUGUAAUGGAAACAGGGAGAUACAUCUAGUUACAUACUAUGUACUGGGAUAUAAUUGCAGCAGCUAAAAUGUCUAGAUUUGUUAAAUUUUGCAUUUAGUAAUUAGAUAUGUUCAUGUGUAGGUGUCCAGCAUAAACUGAAAUGCCAUUAAACUCUAGAGGAACCAAGCAUUUAGGCAGUACUUAGUAUUUUUUGGCAAAUAUUUUAAAUAUAUUUUUAGCUUUUCCUACUUUUUCUGGCCAAGACUUUCUUAGUUUUAGCCCCUGCACUACCCAUAGCUGUUAUGUUUUGUCUCCCUAUGUUAGUACUUCUGUGAAUUCGAAUGAGAAA
Hipposideros armiger (great roundleaf bat) is the source of this 6301-nucleotide messenger RNA. RefSeq names its product splicing factor 3b subunit 1 (gene SF3B1). The record is from RefSeq and is a predicted model, not a curated record. Gene Ontology annotation, molecular function: mRNA binding. The coding region runs from base 1507 to 4983 and encodes 1158 amino acids. Gene Ontology annotation, biological process: spliceosomal complex assembly. The transcript is spliced from 22 exons. NCBI's taxonomy places the organism in Eukaryota, Metazoa, Chordata, Mammalia, Chiroptera, Hipposideridae.